Messenger RNA from Solanum pennellii, 966 nucleotides. RefSeq lists its product as uncharacterized. The transcript has 2 exons. The coding region runs from base 1 to 966 and encodes 321 amino acids. The record is from RefSeq and is a predicted model, not a curated record. NCBI's taxonomy places the organism in Eukaryota, Viridiplantae, Streptophyta, Magnoliopsida, Solanales, Solanaceae.
AUGGCCCCCAAAGACGGAAAUGAAUCGGACAAUGAUGAGGAGAUCCAAAACCAGAUGACUUCACAAGAAAUAGGGACAACAGAAGAGAUAAGGGCGUUAAAACAACAAAUAGCAGAGAUGUACGAGGCUUGGAUGAGUGGACAACCUCCACCGUCUUCAAUCCGAGACUAUUUUAAUACAAAUAUGUCUCACCCUAUCCAGGUGUCGACAAGCGAUCCGAUAUAUCCCCCUGGAUUCAGCCCCUAUGCUAACACAUUCAAUGUCGCUGGAACUUCUAUGCCAACGAUGGUGCCCAAAUCCAACAGCGAUCCUCCGCCCAAAGUUCGGCGUGAUCAGAGUUACACUAUUGAAGAGGCCAUUAAAAUUCCAAGCUCUCAUCCCCACAUUCAUCAAUAUAGUUCCCCUGUCGAAAUUGAGAGGAUGGUCAAGAAUGAGGAACAUGAAGAAAUGACUAAGAAAAUGAAGAGUUUGGAACAGAGUAUAAGAGAUAUGCAAGGACUACGAGGCCACAAAGGCAUCUCGUUCAGUGACUUGUGUAUGUUUCCUCACGUCCAUUUACCUGCUGGUUUUAAAACUCCGAAGUUUGAAAAAUAUGAUGGUCACGGAGACCCAAUAGCUCAUCUAAAGAGAUAUUGCAACCAAUUGAGGGGUGCAGAGGGCAAAGAAGAGUUACUUAUGGCCUAUUUUGGGGAAAGCUUAGUAGGGAUUGCAUCUGAAUGGUUCAUAGAUCAGGAUAUCACCAACUGGCACACAUGGGAUGAUUUGGCUCGAUGUUUUGUACAGCAAUUCCAAUAUAAUAUUGACAUUGUUCCAGAUCGCUCCUCGUUAGCCAACAUGAGGAAAAAAGCCACAGAAAAUUUUCGUGAAUAUGCUAUCAGAUGGAGGGAACAAGCUACUAGGGUUAAACCACCGAUGAAGGAGUCAGAGAUGAUUGAUGUUUUUCUCCAGGCGCAAGAACCUGAUUAA